AUGUCGGAACCCAUUCCAAUCACUAUACCCCUGCGAGAGUUCAAAGGUCAUGAAAAUGAAGUAAAUGCAGUCACAGUGUUCCCCGAUAAUCGACGGAUGGUUACGUGCUCCUAUGACAAGACACUUCGUCUGUGGGACUUGAAGACAGGUGCUGUGUUGCAGAAGAUGGAGGGGCAUCGUGGUUGGGUGUUGAAAUUGGUGGUAUCACGAGAUGGGCAAUUAAUAGCAAGUGGUGAUACAGACGGAGUGUUCAUCGUUUGGCACGGAGAAACUGGCGAAUCUCUCACCCAACCUAUCGAAGCUCACUCCUAUCAGCCCAUCUACUCGCUAGAUUUUUCUCCUGAUGGAACAGUGCUGGCUACUGGUUCAUGGGACAACGCAACGAAGCUGUGGAACACCAAAACUUGGAAGCAACAAGGAGAUUCAAUCAAGUGUCGUAGAACUAUCAACUGCAUACAGUAUUCGCCGUCUGGAGAACGUCUUGCCAUCGCUACAAACGACAAGAUCGAAAUAUAUAAUCCAGACACGACGGGACACGUCGCAUCCUUCAAGGCCCACACAUUAUGGAACUUGUUCCUCGCGUGGACGCCCGAUAGCGCACGGAUCCUCACAGGUGGCGAUAAUUCUGAUCCUACCAUACGCGAAUGGGAUACAACAACCUGGAAACAGGUUGGUGAUCCCUGGACCGGUCACACUCACUACAUCUAUUCCAUCGCUGUCAAUGCUACUGGCACACUUGUCGCAUCAUCAUCUUUUGACAACCACAUUCGUCUCUGGCGGCUCUCAGAUCAACGAAACAUUGCUACCUUCAAGCACUCCUCCAUUGUUAAAUGUGUCACUUUCUCCUUGGAUGGCAACUACAUCCUCAGCGGAGGUGUUGAUAGGAUCCUAGUCAUCACGACAGCCCGCGAUUCAUGCAUAGAUGGAGACUUAACUACUGCCGAAGCACUACUCACGCAAGAUAUCGACAGAGAUCCGAACAACCAUACAUCCUACGCCCAUCGCUCAUUUGUUAUGGCCCGAAAAUACAAUUGGGGCGACGCCCUUCAGGAUGCAAUCAAAUCCAUCAGCAUUCAGCCCUCAUUGACAGGGUAUAUUUCCAAGGCUAUCGCCCUCUGUGGACAAGGCCAUAUCCUGGACGCGAGGCCAGCAUUUGAUGUUGCAUCAAUUUACACGGACCAAGAUUCGCAAACCAUUUAUUUCCUGCUCUUGAUCAAAGCCAUCGCCUUUUUCAAUGCAGAUCAACAUGACGAGGCAAACCUGCUCCUCAAAGAACUUGCUGCUGGUUGUCCGAAUGCCGAUACUCGCGCAUGUCAUAUCGUGGAAGCAUAUAUAUGUGUUCAACUCGGAAUUAAAGCCUUAGAUGGUGCACGCUACGAAGAAGCUGCUGACCAUUUCACUGCCGCUCUCAACUCCAGCGCUUUAUCAUCGAAAUCGGACAUUCACGAAGUGUACCAGGAUUUGGUGGUGCUCUUCGGCUGGGAUCUCAAAUCGUUAUGGCUCACUGCACACCAGAAAUGUUGUCAUGCACUUCUUCGGGCAGGUAAACUCCAAGAUGCCGUGAAAUCAUACCAAUAUAUGAUGGCUUCGAGUGACGAAAACACCAAGACAGACUGUCUUGACUGGUCCAAUGGCAAGUCUGGAGUUUCUUUCACAGAAGAAUGCAGCGCGCUCUGCAUUACCAAAGGAGAUGCUGCCCUCGCUGCAAGCAAAUAUGACAGGGCUAUUGACCUAUACUCGGCAUCGAUUGGCCUGGAUUCUGCAUCCGAUGUCGUCUUUAUAAAUCGUAGCAAGGCAAAGUUGGGAAAAAUGUCAUGGGAGGAUGCGCUUCUCGAUGCUCAAAAGGUUACCGAACUCAAUCCUUCGUCUCAUGUUGGAUACCAGUUAGCACAUACAGCGCUGCAUGGCGCGCAACGUUAUGACGAAGCUAUCAAGGCCUUCACAAUCAUGUUGUCCAAAUUGGACGAUGCUCCCGAAGUGCAAUUACGAAAUCUGCGUCAGCAGUAUGUCUGUCCAUCUGAAACAGAAGACGCUAUUCGAAGAGCAGUUUGGAUUGAACUCGAAAAUGCUCCCCUUCGUCUGCUCAACACCUCUACGGGUCUUUUGUGUGACCGAGCAGCACAGCUAAACUCCUUCAAAAUGAGUCUAGAGUACAACGAGCUUAUUUCAUUUCUCACAAAUGAUUCAAACCUGCGAAUAGAGCGUAUCAAAGACGUAGUAGCGACAUACUUCCGCUGCGUUCUGCUAUCACACAGGUGGGAAGAGACAGAGGUACUGCUGGACGACAUUCAGAACAAAGAUUUGCGCGAGUUGGAUGGAAUUGACGGCAUCGCGAAGUUGCAGUCGUUCUGCAAAGUCGCUCGUGAUGCUGGGUAUCGCUGGGCAUGGAUGGACACAUGCUGCAUCGACAAGAAGAGCAAUACCGAGCUUCAAGAAUCGGUCAACUCCAUGUUCGUCUGGUACCGCCACUCAGCGCUUACCAUUGUCUACUUAUGCGAUGUCCCUCCUUUAUCUCAGCCCGGUGCACUGGAAAGGAGUGUUUGGAACAAGCGAGGAUGGACCUUUCAAGAAUUCGUCGCUCCGAAAGUUGUUAUCUUUUAUCAGAAUGAUUGGUCAUUAUAUCUCGACGAUCGCUCUACCAACCACAAAGAGUCCCCUACAAUCAUGAAGGAGUUGGAGGAUGCGAUGGGUAUAGAUGCACGGGCCCUAGUGACCUUCUGUCCAGGGAUGAGCGACGCCCGACAAAGACUUCAAUGGGCCUCAUCACGUGUCACUACAUUGCAAGAAGACAUCGCGUACUCGUUGUUUGGCAUUUUCAGUGUCCACUUACCUGUAAUCUAUGGCGAGAAGAAGCAGAACGCGCUUGGGCGGCUUCUGCAGGAGAUCGUGGCUCGGUCGGGCGACAUCACUGUCCUCGACUGGAUCGGACAACCUUCCGAGUUCAAUAGCUGUCUUCCAGCCUAUAUUACCUCUUACGCCACUCCUCCACGCACCCUUCCAUCUUUGUCUGAAUAUCAGAUUCAGACAACUAUCUCUUCACUGCGAACAAAUUCCGUGGCUGUGGAUUUGGCUUCGAAACUUUACGACCAACUUGAUAACACGAGCGCUGCUCGGUUUGCGAACUGCAGACUACAUCUUCCUUGCAUGGUAUUCCGUGUUACAGAAGUCAGUCUGGGCUACGAUUCAUCACAGGAUACUCGAUAUGAAGUCAAAGCAGACGGGCUUCAUGACCUGCUGAUCACCACCAAAGAACCGAUUCUUCAGCUCUCGCGGAUGAGGCCUACCCAGCAAACCUUCAUACUUGUCCGUCCCUGUAACCGGUCUCUCCUCGAGCUACCAGACUUUGCAGAUCUACAAGACGAUACAGAGAGCGAAGGGGAUUACUUGACGCCACCUUCUUCUCCGUCAGACGACUUACCUAGCCCUUCUCUUGUAAAACAGGAGGUGGAUGAUUUAGAAUCGCGAGCAUUGCGAUUGCUUGUUCAACUUGGGCAGCCUUUUAGCGCCUUUUUGCUAGCGCGACAGCGUGGCGGAGAAUACAAGAGGGUCGCUUCAGAUCGGGAUAUCAUUGCUCAGGUCAAAGAUUUCGCUUCUGCUCGAGAUCUGAUGGACUCCAGGACGAUAGAAAUACUGUAG
Messenger RNA from Suillus bovinus, 3636 nucleotides. RefSeq lists its product as uncharacterized. The transcript has 9 exons. Lineage: Eukaryota; Fungi; Basidiomycota; Agaricomycetes; Boletales; Suillaceae. The coding region runs from base 1 to 3636 and encodes 1211 amino acids. The record is from RefSeq and is a predicted model, not a curated record. Gene Ontology annotation, molecular function: protein binding.